Nothobranchius furzeri (turquoise killifish) is the source of this 3680-nucleotide messenger RNA. RefSeq names its product protein arginine N-methyltransferase 8-B (gene prmt8a). Gene Ontology annotation, molecular function: protein-arginine N-methyltransferase activity. Gene Ontology annotation, biological process: peptidyl-arginine methylation. Lineage: Eukaryota; Metazoa; Chordata; Actinopteri; Cyprinodontiformes; Nothobranchiidae. The record is from RefSeq and is a predicted model, not a curated record. Gene Ontology annotation, cellular component: plasma membrane.
ACAGGGGGCGGUUACAGGUGUCAUGAGGUCAUCGUGGCUGGUUUUUAGAAAUUGGAAGGUUUUUAUGAUGGCAGAAUUAUAAAAAAUGGAAAUAAAUAUUAUUUAGGGAUAGGGAAGGAUCAGAAUGAGACAUGACGUUGGUAUGAACAGAGCAGGUGCAGCAUAGCAGCAGAUGCCCCACACAGCGUGACAGACGCUUAUUUCCUCUCUGUGUGCGCGUUUUUGUGCGUGUGCGCACUGAGCCGCCUCUCCAAAUCCGUAACUUUCUCGGUCCGGUCUUUCAGCACUCGGUGCCGGCGGAGAGCAGCGAAUCAUCUGGAGCUCGGUUCCGGGAUGGUUCCGCUUCAUUGAAGAUGACAUUAACCGUGACAGGACGCUGAUAAGAAAUCCUCCGACACAUUUCUGCGCGUGAACGCAGCGGAAAGUAUCUCCGCGCGCACCGCCACGCAGCAGCUGCACCGGGGCUAUUUUUAGAAACAAUGUUGCGGUAGAGGAAUCAAUCAAAGUGGGGCUAAAACAUUGUGUUCGAGACAAUCUGCUCCUCGUUUCUCCUCCUCCUGUCUGAGAUUUCUGCCCGGUCAUGGCUCAGGAUGUUGCAUUUGUGUCCAGCUGCACUCAGCUGAUCCCAGAUGACGCCGGCUCCUCUCACGCUCUUCAGGAAAGCAAACCGGUGGGCUGCAAACUUUUGUACCAUGGACUCCGUCGGCAUUGAUCCAGGCACCUCAAGUAGUUUCGUUGGAAUUUCUAAUAAACAUCCCAGUUGUCUAUAUGAAAGAGAUUUUUUGCUGCAUAAGAACUAAGAAGCCUACAGUGCAACAUAUAUUUUCUCUUCACUUUUAUCAAGUGCACAUUUUUGCGGGCUCUUAUGGGAAUUCGGCACUCGUCCCGCUGCAUGCUCCUCAGGAGAAAAAUGGCGGAGUCUGAGAGCAGUGAGCCAGUCUCACGUCCACAGCCAAUCCGUAUAAUACCAUCAGCACAGCCAACCUCUUUACCCAAGCCCGUGCCUUCGGUCCAACAUGCUCCUCGACCUCCCCUCCCUCCACACACGCCCCACGCUGCCAGCCUGCCCAGCUGCCCGGGACGGGGCAAGAUGGCCAGGUUUCUCAACCCAGAAGAGAUGACCUCACGGGACUACUAUUUUGACUCAUAUGCUCACUUUGGGAUUCAUGAGGAAAUGCUGAAGGAUGAGGUGAGGACGCUCACCUACAGAAACGCCAUGUAUCACAACAAGCAUGUCUUUAAGGACAAGAUUGUAUUGGAUGUUGGAAGUGGGACUGGAAUCCUCUCCAUGUUUGCAGCUAAAGCUGGAGCAAAGCAUGUGUAUGGGAUUGAAUGCUCCAGUAUAUCCGAGUACUCAGAGAAGAUCAUCAAAUCCAAUCAUCUUGACAACGUCAUCACCAUUUUCAAAGGAAAGGUGGAGGAGGUGGAACUUCCUGUGGAGAAGGUCGACAUCAUCAUAUCCGAGUGGAUGGGCUACUGCCUCUUCUACGAGUCCAUGCUCAACACGGUCAUCUUUGCCAGAGACAAGUGGCUGAAACCUGGUGGACUGAUGUUUCCCGACCGGGCCUCUCUGUAUGUGCUGGCCAUAGAGGACAGGCAGUACAAAGACUUCAAAAUACAUUGGUGGGAGAACGUGUAUGGUUUUGACAUGACAUGCAUUCGUAAUGUUGCCAUGAAGGAGCCCCUGGUGGAUGUGGUGGACCCAAAACAGGUGGUGACCAACUCCUGCCUGGUCAAGGAGGUGGACAUUUACACAGUGAAGCCUGAAGACCUCUCAUUCUCCUCGGCCUUUUGCUUACAAAUCCAGAGAAACGACUAUAUUCAUGCACUAGUUACGUACUUCCACAUUGAGUUCACAAAGUGUCACAAAAAGACUGGGUUCUCCACAGCUCCCGACGCUCCGUACACCCACUGGAAGCAGACUGUGUUUUACAUGGAAGACUAUUUAACGGUACGAAGAGGAGAAGAAAUCACUGGCACCGUCGCUAUGAAGCCCAACGAGAAAAAUAUUCGUGACUUGGACUUUACUUUUGAACUGGAUUUCAAAGGGCAGCUGUGUGAAGCAGCAAUAUCUCACGACUACAAGAUGCGUUGAAUUGGAAGGUGGCGCGCCGCCUGAGUUCGAGACCAGAGCAUCGAGGGGAGACGGAUCCACGGCGGGAUGUGAGAGGGUCAGACAGAGGUGGCCACAUCGAUUCUAUCAAUACUCUCAUUUCGUUAAAUACUGACAAGGGGAUGUCACUUCUGCAGACUGUUAAUAAAUCUGAAUGUACUAUCCAUAAAAACUGAUCAAAAGCCUUUCUAAUGGUGAUGAAUGUUGCCGUGUAUUGAUGUGUGUGUAAAAAGUUAAGCUGAGUAGUGUGGUCAUGUUUUAUUCAGCAACCGAUAACCACAAUAAUUGACUGGACUUUAAGUAUUUGCUCCAUAUUUCUUCUGUUUUUCCCAUUUUUGGGUCUCACAUUUAAAACUUUCAGAGCUUGAUUUUAUUUUUCUGCAUGAACAGCCUGUUAAAGGUCAAAGUUCAGACAUUUUCCUUCAGGAUAAUCAGGUAGAAGUGGCCCAGAUCCACUAACAGCAAAUCAGCCCCAUACCAAUACACUACCACCACCAUGCUUGGCUGCUGGAAGGAUGACUGAGAUGUGCAUCUUCUAAAAAUCUUACUUUAUGUCAUCAGACCACACAGGUCUUUGUGUCUUAGCCUUGCAACUCACACAUAUUACCCAUCUGCUGUCUCAUUCUUAUUGCGAUCAUGAACUCUGACCUUUAGAAGUAAACAAGUAAGGCCCACAGUGCUUUAGAAUGUGCUCUUGGUUAUUUUGUUACUGAAUUUCAUUUGAAGGGGAGUACGUAGCUUUUUGAGAUCCUUUAGCCCACUUCAUGUCGUCAAACUGGCUCUAUUAAAACCAUUUUGUCCACAGAUCUGGCAGUAAUCAGGCCCAGGUAGGAAACUGGACUCAACUUCCCAAAUAUUGAGUUUAUCACAGUUAAAAUGACUUUUUUUCCACACAUUGCCAGAUUGAUAACAAAUAAAUUCAUCUUUUGAAAAUUACAAUUUGUAUUUUCUCAAGUUGUUUUUUGUGUUUGAAUUAAAAAUUUCUUCACAAGUUUAAAAUAUUUAAAUGUGACAAAAAGUGAAAACAGAAAUCUGUAAGAAAAUAAAUAUUUCCCGCAGCGCUGCUGAUCUUAGUGAAUUAUGAAAUUAAAUGUUUUGUGUAUUUCUGAUGACCAAUUGUUUUUCGACAUUCUGUAUUGGGUGGACGACACAAUCUGAAUAAUACAAAUACACUCGGACAUAGAUAAUGUACUGUAAUGAAUGACCGAUUUAAAGUGUUUCAUUAGCAACAGUGAAAACUAACAGUAAGUAAACACCACAGCCAAGGACAAACAAAUGUAUAAUACAAAAAAUAAUGUUUCUGUUGUCUGUAUGCUUAUUUUUUGUGAGAAAUAUAAAGUGUGAAAACUGUCAGCUGGAGCUGUGAUGUUUUCUGGUCAGUUACAUCAUGUUACUUCAUCCUGAAGCCCAUGACCUAGUCUUCAUGUGUCUUCGUUAUUUUGGGUCUAAACUCAUUGAAGUUGUCGCUUUUGUACCAUAAAUACUUAUUAGACCUUUAUUCAAACAAUGUGGAGCUUUAUUUAUUUAUAAGAACAAUUUUUAAAUAAUUUGUAUCCUUGCAAUAAGU